AUGACUUCAGAGCUGGCCUGCGGGGUUACACUCCACGCAGUGGGAGCAGCCUGGGUGACAGCCCAGAAGGAAGAAAUAACGUGGCAGGUUUGGGAAACUGUGGGCUGGCCAGGUGAGAGCCGCUGGCAGGUGGGCCUGGCUGUGGAGGGCAACUCGAUUCUGGGAGCACCGCCGUUGGGAGGCCUCCCGGACGUGGUGCCGGAGGGGACGCUGCUCAACAUGGUGCUCAGGAGGAUGUACCGGUCCCGAAGCUGCUCCUACCAGCUGCUGCUCGAACACCAGCGCCCCAGCUGCAUCCAGGGGCUGCGCUGGACGCCACUCACCAGCAGUGAGGAGUCCCUGGAUUUCAGCGUGAGCCUGGAGCAGGCCUCCACGGAGCGGGUGCUCAGGGCAGGAAGGCAGCUGCAUCGACACCUCCUGGCCAACUGCCCCAACCUCAUCAGAGACAGAAAGUACCACCUCCGGCUCCACCGGCAGUGCUGCUCCGGCCGGGAGCUGGUGGAUGGGAUCCUGGCCCUGGGGCUGGGCGUCCACUCCCGGAGCCAAGCCGUGGGUAUCUGCCAGGUGCUCCUGGAUGAAGGCGCCCUCUGCCAUGUGAAACACGACUGGGCCUUCCAGGACCGAGACACCCAGUUCUACCGUUUCCCUGGGCCGGAGCCAGAGCCUGUGGGCGUCCAUGAGCUGGAGGAGGAGCUGGUGGAGGCUCUGGCCCUGUUGUCCCAGCGGGGGCCUGAUGCCCUGCUCACGGUGGCGCUUCGAAAGCCCCCUGGUCAGCGCACAGACGAGGAGCUGGACCUCAUCUUUGAGGAGCUGCUGCACAUCAAGGCCGUGGCCCACCUCUCCAACUCGGUGAAGCGGGAACUGGCUGCAGUCCUGCUCUUUGAACCUCACAGCAAGGCAGGAACUGUGUUGUUCAGCCAGGGGGACAAGGGCACCUCGUGGUACAUUAUCUGGAAGGGUUCGGUCAACGUGGUGACCCAUGGCAAGGGCCUGGUGACCACCCUGCACGAGGGAGACGACUUUGGACAGCUGGCUCUGGUGAAUGAUGCACCCCGGGCAGCCACCAUCGUCCUGGGGGAAGACAACUGUCAUUUCCUUCGCGUGGACAAGCAGGACUUCAACCGUAUCAUCAAGGAUGUGGAAGCAAAGACCAUGAGGCUGGAAGAACAUGGCAAAGUGGUAUUAGUGCUGGAGAGAACCUCUCAGGGCACUGGCCCUUCUCGUCCCCCAACCCCAGGCAGGAACCGGUAUACGGUGAUGUCUGGCACCCCAGAGAAGAUCCUAGAACUUCUGUUGGAGGCCAUGCGGCCUGACUCCAGCGCUCAUGACCCAACAGAGACAUUCCUCAGUGACUUCCUCCUGACCCACAGCGUCUUCAUGCCCACUGCUCAGCUCUGCGCUGCCCUCCUGCACCAAUAUCCUUCCAGCCCUGGGGGUGGGGACGGUGUCGAGCAGGAGCGCAGCUCCUACGUCUGCAACAAGAGGCAACAGAUCCUGCGGCUGGUCAGUCAGUGGGUGACCCUAUACGGCCCUACGCUCCGCACCGACCCUGUGGCCACCAGCUUCCUCAAGAAACUGUCGGACCUGGUGAGCAGGGACGCCCGGCUUAGCAACCUGCUUCGGGAACAGUGGCCAGAGAGGCGGCGACACCACAGGUUGGAGAACGGCUGUGGGAACGCGUCUCCUCAGAUGAAGGCCCGGAAUGUACCUGUUUGGCUCCCCAGCCAGGACGAGCCUCUCCCCAACAGCAACUGUGCCAUCAGAGUUGGGGACAAAGUCCCCUAUGACAUCUGCCGGCCAGACCACUCUGUGCUAACCCUGGAGCUGCCUGUGACGGCCUCAGUGAGAGAGGUGAUGGCAGCGUUGGCCCAGGAGGACAGCUGGACGAAGGGGCAGGUGCUGGUGAAGGUCAACUCGGCAGGUGAUGCCAUUGGCCUGCAGCCAGAUGCCCGCGGUGUGGCCACAUCCCUGGGGCUUAACGAGCGGCUCUUUGUUGUCAACCCACAGGAAGUGCACGAGCUGACCCCUCACCCCGAGCAGCUGGGGCCCAGUGUGGGCUCUGCCGAGGGGCUGGACCUGGUGAGCACCAAGGACCUGGCGGGCCAGCUCACAGACCACGACUGGAGCCUCUUCAACAGCAUCCACCAGGUGGAGCUGAUCCAUUAUGUGCUGGGCCCCCAGCACCUGCGGGACGUCACCACCGCCAACCUGGAGCGCUUCAUGCGCCGCUUCAACGAGCUGCAGUACUGGGUGGCCACGGAGCUGUGUCUCUGCUCCGUGCCUGGCCUACGGGCCCAGCUCCUCAGGAAGUUCAUCAAACUGGCGGCCCACCUCAAGGAGCAAAAGAAUCUUAAUUCCUUCUUUGCCGUCAUGUUUGGUCUUAGCAACUCGGCCAUCAGCCGCCUGGCCCAUACCUGGGAGCGGCUGCCCCACAAAGUCCGGAAGCUCUACUCGGCCCUCGAGAGGCUGCUGGACCCCUCGUGGAACCACCGAGUGUACCGUCUGGCCCUCACCAAGCUCUCCCCUCCCCUCAUCCCCUUCAUGCCCCUUCUUCUCAAAGACAUGACCUUCAUCCACGAGGGAAAUCACACAUUGGUGGAGAAUCUCAUCAACUUUGAGAAGAUGAGAAUGAUGGCCAGAGCCGCACGGAUGCUACACCACUGCCGAAGCCACAGCAACGUGCCUCUGUCACCGCUCAGAAGCCGAGUCUCCCACCUGCAUGAGGACAGCCAGGCGGUCAGGGUUUCCACGUGCUCGGAGCAGUCCGUGAGCACCCGGAGUCCCGCCAGCACCUGGGCUUACGUCCAGCAGCUGAAGGUCAUCGACAACCAGCGGGAACUGUCCCGCCUCUCCCGGGAGCUGGAGCCGUGA
Molecule: messenger RNA, 2871 nt
Organism: Rangifer tarandus platyrhynchus (Svalbard reindeer)
Lineage: Eukaryota; Metazoa; Chordata; Mammalia; Artiodactyla; Cervidae
Source: the annotation of a GenBank genome assembly